AUGGUGUUCUUGCUCUCACAGGUGCCGCUGGUGUUUCGAACCGCGGAGGUGCUCGGGGGGGGACGGUGGUCCACGCUGAUGACGAAGGGGAGCGAGGAUACCGCGACUAAGGGUGCAACCCGCGAUGAGGUUGACCGCGCUGUUGCGCGUGAGGGGGAGGAGUCGAGCGAGGAGGAGGCGGAGGCUCACGUGGUAGCGGCCGCGGCAUCCAGCAGGCCCACUACAUCCGGCAAGAGCAUCAAGCACCUCGCGCAGCACUUGGCCCCCGGUGCUGGAAGCGCUGGCCUGAGUGGUGAGGUCGCGGGCAAGAGUCCCGUGACAGGUCCGCGUGAUCACGCGUCCCUGUCCUCGUUGCCAUCGCAUAAGCUUGCUGCCGAGAUCCUGCAGCUCGAAUGUAGGCUUGCAGCGCAGGCCGAAGAGAACGCACGGCUGAAGAAACGCCAGGAGUCGGGGGUUGGUGGGGUCGCGGUCGUGGGCUUUGAGGAGCUUGCGUCCGCGCUUGCUAAUGCGAUUCGGAUGUUGGAGAAGGAGGGCGAGGGCGAUCGCGCACGAAAGAGCGGCCCUGGAACGGCCGCGACGGAGAUUGCCGAGACCGGGGAUGCAGAGUAUGGAAAGUGGGCAGCGGGUGCGAAGGCGGAGAAUCAACGGGGGGCGAAGAGGCAGAGAGGUCCCCAAGCAGCGGCUGCGGUGCGCAAUCCGAGCGUGCAGGACAUGCUGAAGCAGAAGUGGGGCGCUGCAUCGCAAGGUGUAGCACCGCCUGGUCAACCGGGUUCGAGCUCGCACUCCAUCCCACCUGGAGAAGCUGCACCCAAACCACCGGGCCCUGCUAGGGCAACCGCGACAGUGACAAGUACUGUGGGUUGGGGCAAGGGUAAGGCGGAGGAUGGAGAGGCGCCGGCUGCUGCGGGUUCGCUGGCCUCGAGGCGUGAGGUCCACUCCGCAACGGCUGCUGCGGCUGAGGGCAGGCAGACCACGCUCGCACCCGCUCGUGCUGCAAUCACCGUGGGAAACCUGCACAGCGCACUAGCAUCUGCAAGUCCUAUCGCGGCCUCGGUCGAGGUCAAGGCGGAGAAACGCGAACGGGGUGGCAAGAAGUUGCCCCCUCCACCCGUGUACACGAUCGACGAGGACGAUGCGGAUAAGGAGCUGUAG
This is a messenger RNA of Closterium sp. NIES-65, 1152 nucleotides long. NCBI's taxonomy places the organism in Eukaryota, Viridiplantae, Streptophyta, Zygnematophyceae, Desmidiales, Closteriaceae. The record is from the annotation of a GenBank genome assembly.